This is a messenger RNA of Hyaloscypha bicolor E, 405 nucleotides long. Its product is annotated as C2H2 type zinc finger domain-containing protein. Gene Ontology annotation, biological process: regulation of transcription by RNA polymerase II. The record is from RefSeq and is a predicted model, not a curated record. The annotation marks the transcript as partial. The transcript is spliced from 3 exons. Gene Ontology annotation, cellular component: nucleus. Lineage: Eukaryota; Fungi; Ascomycota; Leotiomycetes; Helotiales; Hyaloscyphaceae.
AUUGAUCGUAUGAGCAUUGAUAUUGUUUCGAACCCUCAGAUUGGAGGAUUUCAGUGUAGAUAUCCGGACUGCACUGCCCAACCUUUCCAGAAUCUGUCCCUUCUCAAUAGUCAUUUGAGUGUCUACCACAGCAACCGUCCGCAUCAUUGUCCGGUAAAAGGCUGCCCGAGAUCUGAGGGGGGAAAAGGCUUCAAGAGAAAGAAUGAGAUGAUCAGGCAUGGUCUGGUGCAUGAUUCGCCUGGAUAUGUCUGUCCAUUCUGCUCAGAUAGUGAGCACAAAUAUCCAAGACCGGAUAACUUGCAAAGGCAUGUUAGGGUUCAUCAUGUCGACAAAGACAAAGAUGACCCUCAGUUGAGGGAGGUGCUUGCGCAACGCCCCGAGGGGCCAUCCAGGGGACGAAGACGU